This is a messenger RNA of Lycium ferocissimum, 839 nucleotides long. RefSeq lists its product as uncharacterized. The record is from RefSeq and is a predicted model, not a curated record. NCBI's taxonomy places the organism in Eukaryota, Viridiplantae, Streptophyta, Magnoliopsida, Solanales, Solanaceae. The transcript has 3 exons. Bases 128 to 700 code for a protein of 190 amino acids.
UAUUUCCCCAUCUCUUGCCAUUUUCCAACUAUGAAAUCAAACCAUUUUGGCAACCAAAGCGGCAAUAUUUUCUGUUUGUCAAAAUCUCGACAAUUGAUAUUAUUGCAAGAAACACAAAGACACAAAAAUGGCAGGUAUAUCAAUCAUCAAAAAAGCCAUAGCCAAUUCUCUCUUCCUCAGCAGCAAUGUCUCUCGUGUUAGCUUCUCCUCCACCCCUACUUCUUCUGAGGGGUACCAUGCAUCAGAAGAAUAUAAAAGAAAACCGGACAACGAUAAAGGUUUUAAUGACGAUCGGACCGUGGCAGACGCAGGGGAUAGGAUUCUCGAGAUGAACGAAAAAACUAAGAAAAGCAUGGAAGAAUCCAUGGCAAAAAUCGAAAAGAAAAUCAAAGAUGCAAAGAAAAAAGAAGAGACUAGCAUUGCAGAUAACAUCAAGGAGAAGACAAGUGAAAUGGUACAUGAAACUAAAGAUAAAGUAAAGAAGAAAGCCCAUGAUGUGAAGGAAAAGACUAAAGACACAAUGGAGUCUAUAGAGGAGAAUACAAAGCAGAAAAUGCAUGACGCAUGGGAGGCAACCAAGGAGACAACACACAAAAUUAAAGAAAGUGUUGUUGGUAAAUGGGAUGGUGAUAAAGAAUCUAUUGAAGAUCAUACUGGCAGAAAGAAGAAAGAAAAUGUGAGAGUUGAAGAAACGUACUAGAGAAUCUGGUGGCAAGAAACAUUGAAAGAAGAUAUUCAUAAAGUUAGGGCAGACUUACAGUGUUAUUUAUGUGUUCGGCAGAAUUCAGCUACUUUAUUUACAUGUUUGGCAAAAUCAACAUGUUUGGCAGAAUCCAUUA